AUGGGUCUUUUCUUCAAUCUGGCCCUGGCCAUCUUUGCCGGCACGGGCAGUUUUCUCUUUGGAUAUGAUUCAGGUGUCAUGACCAUUGUCAUCCAAUCACCCAAUUUCCUCACCUUCUUCGACACGGACAAAACAUCCCCAAUCAUAGGAGCCAUCAAUGCGACGUUUUCUGGAGGAGCUUUCUUUGGCUCCUUGAUGGGUGGCUUCACCAUGGACAGCCUUGGGCGCAGGAAGACCAUCAUGAUUGCGGCUUCCAUUAACCUGGUCGGUGCGAUACUACAAUGUGCGGCCAGGGAUCUUGCCAUGAUUCUAGUGGGACGAAUCAUGGCAGGAUGGGCAGUAGGUCUGUUAUCCAUGUCUGUACCCAUCUACCAGACGGAAUGCGCCCAUCCCAAAACACGAGGUCUCAUCACGGGUAUCACGCAGCAAAUGAUUGGCGUAGGCUUCAUCGUGUCCACCUGGGUCGGCUACGGGGCCUCCAAAGUGCCCGCCACAAACUCCUUCUCGUGGCGUUUUCCGCUGGCCUUCCAAUGCGUUCCCUGCGUCAUGCUCAUCACAGGCAUUCUCUUCUUCCCCGAGUCCCCGCGCUACCUCGUCGAAACCGACCGCGCAGACGAGGCCCUCCGCGUGCUCCGAAAACUGCAUUUCGACGGCACCAACGACGACUGGGUGCAAGCCGAGUUCAACGAGAUCAAGCUGACGAGCGAGGCCGAGCGUGCUAUUUCCGCUCCGGGAUGGAGGAUCAUGUUCAAGGUGCCUACAUGGCGCACGCGGCUGAUGCACGCGACGCUCAUCCAAGUCUUUGGGCAAAUGACUGGUAUCAACGUAAUCGGAUACUACUCUACGAUUCUAUACGACAACCUCGGCAUCACAGGCGACAAGAACCUGCUCGUAACCGCCUUCUACAACCUCGUAGGCCCCAUCUGCAACCUCUUCUUCAUCGUCUUCGUGCUGGACCGCGUCGGGCGCAAGAAACCGCUUCUCUUCGGUACAAUCGGCAUUUCCGUCGCACUCAUCUGCGAAGCCAUCAUCGGCUCGCAAGUCGAAGGCGCCACGGGGUCACGCCGAGACGCACUGUCCGGUGCGGGCGUCUUCUUCCUGUUCCUCGUCUCGUGCAUCUUCAGCGUCUCCUUCGGCCCCAUAUCCUGGGUCUACGCCUCGGAAAUCAUGCCCCUUAGCAUUCGUGGCCGCGGCUCUGCUUUUGCGACCGCAGUGGGAAAUUGGCUCGUAGGCACUAUUUGGAGCCAGGUUUCACCGAUUGGUCUUGGUGAUAUCACGUAUCGUUUCUACUUCAUUUUCGUCGCAUUCAACUUAUGCAUUACGCUGCCGACGGUGUGGUUCGUGUUCAAGGAAACAAAACAACUCACGCUUGAAGAAAUCGACUUGCUGUUUGGCGAUCGCGACGCCGAUAUCCUGCCUGGCGGCCUCGACGACAAGCAGAAGCAGAUCCACCUCGAGCAGAUCUCCCAGGUCAAGAAGCAGCUUGCUAAGACGACGGCCACGGCUGUGCACUAG
Molecule: messenger RNA, 1515 nt
Organism: Exserohilum turcica Et28A
Lineage: Eukaryota; Fungi; Ascomycota; Dothideomycetes; Pleosporales; Pleosporaceae
Exons: 5
Coding region: 1-1515 (504 amino acids)
Biological process (GO): transmembrane transport; carbohydrate transport
Cellular component (GO): membrane
Molecular function (GO): carbohydrate:proton symporter activity
Source: RefSeq, a predicted model, not a curated record